AUGUCGACGUUUGCUUUGUCUCAAUCUGCUGCUUUCCAAGAAGCAGUUGAUGCUGUUAGGUCAAAGCGUUUAUCAGUGCGUCAAGCAGCAAAGACCUAUGGCUGUGCUACAACUCUUUACAGCCACGUCCGUGUUGUUAAACACCAGCAAACUGGCAGGCCUACCACGCUUUCAGAGCUAGAAGAGAAGGUAGUGGUUCGUGCAUGCAUAGCUCUAGGAACAUUUGGCUACCCAGCUACACGUGACCUGGUUGGGUGUGUGCUCAAGCAAUAUCUAGCAGAUGUUGGUUGUCAAAGCUCUUUUCCAUCAGGCGAGCCAUCAAAGAAGUGGUGGAGUGCUUUCUUCAAACGCUGGCCAGAACUAACUGAGAGAAAACCCCAGCAUCUAACAAUCCAACGAGCCAAGUGUUGCACACCUGAAGUUAUCGAUGGUUUCUUCACAAAACUGGAGGAAGUACUGAGGGAUGAAGGUUUGCUAGACCUAAAGUACAGUGACCUUGCAGCUCGCCUAUGGAACUGUGAUGAAACAGGUCUUUCCACUUCUGUAACUUCUACAAAAGUCAUUGUCAGAAGAGGAGACAAGCACGUUGUUAAAGUAGGCAGUGGAUCCGGCAGAGAGAAUAUUACAGUGCUAGCCUGUGGAUCAGCAGUGGGGGGAAAGCUUCCUCCCUGUGUUGUGUAUAAAGCUAAGACAGCUGAUCCAGCAUGGAUGGAAAAUGGCCCCAUUGGAACAAGAUAUACCAGCAGUGACUCUGGAUGGAUGGAAGAAGCACAAUUCACAGAAUUGUUUUGCUCUGUCUUUCUGCCAGCUACAGAAUCAGUGCGCAAGUCUCUGCCUGUGAUACUUAUUCUAGAUGGUCAUGGCUCACACAUCUCACUGAAAGUAGUAACAUGUGCCAGGGAAAACAACACAAUUAUAUUUUGCUUACCACCACACACAACGCACAUUCUACAGCCCUUAGAUGUGAGUGUCUUUCGAACUGUCAAGAGAGCCUGGAGUCAAAUCCUAAAAAUCUACAAAACUGAAACAUGUCAGGCAGUAGUCACAAAAAAAUCCUUUCCUUCUCUACUAAAGAAAUUAUGGGAAAAUAGUGUUUUCCCUGAGCAUUUGGUCAGUGGCUUUCGAGCAACAGGUAUUCAUCCUCUAAACAGAGAAGUUAUUGCACAUGGUGCACUUAACCCAUCAAUGCCUUACACGAAAUGCAGCUAUGAUCGCCUGACAACAGCAACACCAAUCACAGAAAAAAUAACAUCCAUCUUCAAGGAGCAUUUUCAAGCCAAGCUCACUAAGCCUGCCUCUAAGAGUGGAAGACUUCAGCUCAAUUAUUACGGAGAAUCAGUGACUAGCGAAGAAGCCGUACAUCGCCUCAGAGAAAGAGAACGUCAAAAGAAAGAAAGAAAGAAGAAACGAAGGAAUGCCGAAGUUUACUUAGCUUUGCCCCUUAGCAGUAGUCAAGAAAAUCUGUGCCAGGGAUGUGGUAAGGACUAUGAAAACGAUACCACAGAUGAUCAGCAGUGCUGGAUAGGCUAUGAUAAAGCAGACUGCAGAAGGUGGUACCACUACUGGUGA
Molecule: messenger RNA, 1569 nt
Organism: Corticium candelabrum
Lineage: Eukaryota; Metazoa; Porifera; Homoscleromorpha; Homosclerophorida; Plakinidae
Exons: 1
Coding region: 1-1569 (522 amino acids)
Cellular component (GO): nucleus
Molecular function (GO): DNA binding
Source: RefSeq, a predicted model, not a curated record